Messenger RNA from Monoraphidium neglectum, 2433 nucleotides. RefSeq lists its product as hypothetical. Gene Ontology annotation, cellular component: plasma membrane. The record is from RefSeq and is a predicted model, not a curated record. The transcript is spliced from 8 exons. Lineage: Eukaryota; Viridiplantae; Chlorophyta; Chlorophyceae; Sphaeropleales; Selenastraceae. Gene Ontology annotation, molecular function: oxidoreductase activity. Bases 1 to 2433 code for a protein of 810 amino acids.
AUGCUGGACUCUGCGGAGGUGUGCGGCCGCACGGCCACCUGGCUGCUAGGGCUCGGCCUGGCCGUCGCCUCUAUAACGCCGCUCUGCUUCAGCGUACCCGUGCCCGCCAACAACCCGUUUGGAAACCUGUGCCUGAAGCGCGACGAGCUGGCUUGGCUCGUUUUCGACACCGCCCUCGUGCUCCUCGUGACUGCGCUCGCGCUCGCCGCGGCCUGGUGGCGCAACCUGCGGCGCCCGGCCUCCCCUGGCCCCCCGCCCGCGCCGCCGGCCGCGCCCAAGGCCCUCCCGCGGCCCCUUGCUCGCCGCAGCUACACGCCUUCAGACCUGGCGCUGCUCGCCGUCUGGUCCGCCUGGAAUGUCGCCGCCCUCGCUGCGCCCCUCGCGUUCUUCGACGUGGCGAAGCCCUACUGGCUCGAGGACGCGCCGCCGGGGUCCCCGCCUCCUUCACAGGCGGCCCUGUGGACCUACGCGGUCGGCGCGGUGGCGGCAUGGCCGGCCAUGGGCAACUUCUUCCUCGCGACCGUGACCGGCGUGCGCGCGUCGCCGCUGUUCGACCUGCUCGGCGUGCGCGCCGAGGACGCCAGAUGGGUGCACAAGCUCACGUCGCGGGCAGCGGUUGCUUGGGUGGCAGUGCACGGCGUGCUGUGCCAGGCCCCCAUGCUGUCCGUCUCCUACUACCUGUUCAUGUGGCAGAACUGGACGUUCUCGACGCCUGCUGGCUUCUGGAACCUGAGCGGCAACCUCAGCCUGCUGGUCGGCGCCGUCAUUGUGGCCACCAGCAUGGCCGCCGUGCGGCACCGUGCCUACGAGGCUUUCCGUGCGGUGCACUACACGCUGUGGCUGGUCGUCUUCUUUGCCUAUUGGCACUACACGGUGUCCUGGUGGUACUUUGUGCCGGGCCUUGUGCUGUACGCAGCAGACCUCGUGCAGCGCUGGCUGUUGCUCGCGUACCCAGUGAACGCCACUGUCCAGGUGGCUGCCGGCGGCAACGCCAAGAGUGGCGGCGAUCGCUACCUGGUGCUAUAUGCUGAUCUGGCUAAGCCGUGCGUGGCAGGCAGCACGGUGUACCUGUGCGCGCCAACCAUCUCGCGCCUGGAGUGGCACGCAAUGACCAUCGCGUCCACGUCACAAGGCGGCAAGCGCGCCUGCCUCGUUAUCAAGGCAUGCGGCGGCUGGAGCGACGCCCUCUACGCACUCGCCGAUGCCGCCGAUGCCCCCGGCGGCGCCGCCGAGCUGCCCCUGCUGAUCGAGGGCCCCUACCCCAGCCGCGCCGCAGCCCGCGCGGUCCGCGCGGCGGCGGGCGGCGCGAGUGUCGUCCUCGUUGGCGGCGGCAGCGGCGUGACCCCGUUCACCGCGGUGCUUGAGGAGGCCCUUGCCGCCGCUGGCGCUGCAGGCGAGUCGCAUGACGGCGCGGCAGCGAAGCAGCAGGGCGGCCUGAUGCACAGGCUGCGGCUCGUGUGGGUGCUGCGGUCCCUAGAGGUCGUUGCGUCUGUGCAGCCCCUGUUGCACCGUGCCGCCGCCGCUGGCGCCGCCAUCGACAUUCACAUCACCCAGGGGGCCUCAGACCCUGAGCACGCUGCCCUCCCGUCCAAGGCGCCGCCGCCGGCGCUGCCCAUCCCCCUCGCGUCCCCGCGCCGCGCCGCCCGCGGCAGCAUGCUGCCGCACCUGAUCGAGGCACUGCUGAUUGUGGCGGCGGUGCUCGGGGCCGCCGCUGGGUACGUCGCCGGCGGCGCGCUCGCGUGCAACUACCAUUUGGAGCCGAGCGACCCGCGGUGGGGCCCCCUGGAGGCGUCCUACAAUGCGUCCGUCCUCGCCGCCAGCGGGGGCGCGUGGCCCAAGGGCCAACCCGCGCUCGCAGACACGGCGCCCUCUGUGUGCCGGCUGGCCGGGCGGGCGGACGUGAUCGGCGAUUAUUGUCAGGUGGACUACACGACACAGGCAAAAUGGCCGUCGGGCGUGCAGCCGACGGCGUGCCAGCCCAUAGGCCUGUGCUUCAUCCUGCCCGGCACCCUCAACAUCAUCCUCGCCGUCGCCGGCAUGCUCCUCACCCCGGCUGCGGCCGCCCUCCUGGUGCGCAGCUGGCGGCUCCGCCGCGGCGCCGACGGCUCGCGCGCGGGGGCCGCGGAGCGCCUUCCCGCCGGCCGAGGCCCGUCGCCAGGCGGCCGCAUCACUAUUCACGAUGAAGCAGACUACGCGUCCAAGGUAACCUCGGCCGCCGUAAUCGAUGCGGCCGCGUCUGCGGGCGCCGGCAUCCGUUUCCACGCCGGCCGCCCAGACCUGCACGCGCUCGUCGCCGACGCGGCCGCGUGCGAAGGCGGCGCGCACGUGUUUGUGUGCGGCCCGAGGGCGCUCACACAGGGCGUGGCGGAGGCGGCGUGCGCGCCCACGGGCGGGCGGCGCGUGCACGUCCACCCCAUCAGCUGGGAAGUUUGA